Messenger RNA from Gymnodraco acuticeps, 7780 nucleotides. It is a transcript of the gene gabrg1, whose product is annotated as gamma-aminobutyric acid type A receptor subunit gamma1. The record is from RefSeq and is a predicted model, not a curated record. Gene Ontology annotation, cellular component: GABA-A receptor complex; neuron projection; synapse. The transcript has 9 exons. Gene Ontology annotation, molecular function: benzodiazepine receptor activity; GABA-A receptor activity; GABA-gated chloride ion channel activity. Gene Ontology annotation, biological process: chloride transport; gamma-aminobutyric acid signaling pathway; regulation of postsynaptic membrane potential. Lineage: Eukaryota; Metazoa; Chordata; Actinopteri; Perciformes; Bathydraconidae. The coding region runs from base 134 to 1525 and encodes 463 amino acids.
CACACACCAUGGACACGUUUCUCACACGCUCCCGCUGCUACAAUUAACCCUGAGUACGGUUGCGAGCUGCGGACAGAAAGCUUCCCGCCUCCCUCGCAGACUCCAGAACCCAGUCCCCCCGGCUGGAGGAGACAUGAAGAGGCUUUUGGUGAGAGCCGUGCGGGACAAAGCCAUGAAGCCCUGGCUGCUGCUGGCUCUGCUCGGAUUGAGUACUGGGUCUAUUACUGGGCCCAGUAAACAGGAAGACGAGGACUAUGAUGACGUGCCCAUAAAUAAGACAUGGGUGUUAUCACCGAGGGUCUACGAGAGCGAUGUGACUCUGAUCCUGAAUAAACUGCUGGAGGGCUACGACAACAAACUGCGGCCUGACAUCGGAGUGAGGCCAACAGUGAUUGAAACCGCAGUGUAUGUCAACAGCAUUGGACCGGUGGACCCCAUCAACAUGGAGUACACCAUUGACAUCUUCUUCGCCCAGACAUGGUACGACAGCCGACUGAAGUUCAACAGCUCGAUGAAGCUGCUCAUGCUCAACAGUAACAUGGUAGGCAAAAUCUGGAUUCCUGACACGUUCUUCAGGAAUUCUCGCAAAUCGGACGCCCACUGGAUCACCACUCCCAACCGCCUCCUGAGGCUGUGGAGCAACGGCAGAGUCAUGUACACACUGAGGUUGACUAUUAAUGCGGAGUGUUACCUUAAGCUGCAUAACUUUCCAAUGGAUGAACACUCGUGUCCACUGGAGUUUUCAAGCUAUGGUUAUCCUAAGAAUGAGAUCAUGUACCGGUGGCAGAGACGGGCAGUGGAGGUGGCAGAUCAGCGCUUCUGGAGACUCUACCAGUUCGCCUUUGUAGGGUUGAGGAACACUUCAGAUGUGGCACACACCCAGUCAGGUGAAUAUGUAAUCUUGACAAUCUUUUUUGACCUGAGUCGGAGAAUGGGCUACUUCACCAUCCAGACCUACAUCCCCUGCAGUAUGAUCGUGGUCUUGUCCUGGGUCUCCUUCUGGAUCAACAAAGAUGCCGUUCCAGCCCGCACAUCUCUAGGUAUUACUACAGUGCUGACGAUGACUACUCUAAGCACCAUCUCCAGGAAGUCCCUGCCUAAGGUGUCCUAUGUCACUGCCAUGGAUCUGUUCGUCUCCGUUUGCUUCAUCUUCACCUUCGCUGCCCUCAUGGAGUACGGCACUCUGCACUACUUUACCAGCAACAGACCGACCAAGAAGUCCAAAGUCAACAACAACACACAGCAGAAAGCAUCCAGCAUGAUGAAUCUCCGCCCCGGCACGUCCCUGCUGCAGAUGAACAACAUUGUGCCCUAUCACGAGGAGGAGGACUAUGCUUACGAGUGUUUGGAUGGAAAAAACUGCACCAGCUUCUUCUGCUGCUUCGAUGACUGCCGCUCAGGUGCCUGGCGUGAAAACAGGAUGCAUGUGCACGUUUCCAAGAUUGAUUCAUACUCGCGAAUAUUCUUUCCCACUGCUUUUGGCCUUUUCAAUCUGGUUUACUGGAUUGGAUAUCUGUAUCUAUAAAACCAGAACAUCUAAAAAAAGACGACUGGAGUUUAACAUCUGCAAGCAUUUAAAAGCAUAGCUGCUAUUGUAGCAUUAGGAAUAUUAGCUUUGUUGGCAAACAAGAAAACCAAAUUGCAAACUAAUUAUGAAUGAACUCUGUCCCUACAGCCUAAGAACAAUAUGGAUAUUUCCUAUCCCUAGUGAAUAAUGCAUUAAUGAUUAUUGCGACUCAUUGACCUUUUCGUCUGGCACCAAAAUGAAGAUUCCUCUUUACAUGCAUUUUAAAAAGCUAAAGGAUUCAUUUCCAUAAAAAAAAUUCUGGAUUUUCUCAUUGGCAGGGGAUUGAUUCCAUUUGAUAUGAGCCUUAACCGUGAAAUGGAAAUUACAUACUUGAAGAUCUUCCCUUAUGGAAUUGCCUCACUCCCAAACUAAAGGGGACACGACUUUCCUUGUUGGUCGGCAUAGCAGAUUAUGUAGAUUAAGUCUGCCAUUUUCACUAGUGUUUUGUAAUUGAACUAUUAGGUAAGAGCCCUGAUUAUAUAAUUCCUCUAACAUUGGGAUCUUAACAUUAAGGUAAACCUAAAAACUAAAUAAAGCCAAAUGAAAUGUUUCCUUUGUCAACUAAGUUAUUCAUGUUAAUAGCUAAAUCCCCUCCUUCUAGAUCUAAGGCUUACCACACUCUUAGUGCGUGUGUCUGCAUAGCAUUAACUUCUGGCUCAUUGUGUGAUAGACACGCAUCGCCCCUUUGCUUUUUAUUAUCUGUUUUUACAAUGCUUUGGAGAACUGGAUACGUCAUUAGGGACAUUUGAUCAGUGUCGCAUUGAGCCAAAAUGACCUGCCUAUCGAGAACAAAAACACCUGGAUCAUCCUGGGUCUUGGAACCAUAGAGCAUGCACACUUGCUCUCUCUCUAUCGAGAACAAUUGAGAAACUGCACCUGUCAUUCUUAUUUCAUCAGGAAAGGGCAACAUAGCAAAGGAAAAUGUAGGCCUGAAUCUGAAACUCCAAACUUGCAAAUUUUGGAAUUAAAACCUCCUCAUAUUUAAAUAGGACAAUCAUUUGAAAGGCUUUUUUAAGAAUCAGCAGUUUUGAAACUUGAUUCAAAUUGGUUUGCAUUCUGUGAAACCCUACCCACAGCAGCUUUGAAUGCAGAAAUGUUUGCACGAGUUAGACUCCAGUCUAAACAGGAGAUAUUGCCAUCAAACCUAAAAAAAAUUACACAAAUGUGUGUUUACUCUUUGCCGCUGUGCUAUUGAUAUUGUUGAGAAGCAGGAUAAAGAGGCCAAUAAGCUCUUAUUAUUCUUUAUUGAUUUGCAGGAAUGUGGGGUACUAUUGGUCACUUCAACACCAGAAGGGAACAUACCUUUAAUGUUCAUAGGGUUCUAUUUUUCUAGGCGACACCUCACAGCGUUCUGAUUGGUGGGGUCCUACAUGGAACGCAUUUAUAAAGUUAUUCAAACAGUGAAUUCAUGAACAAUGAUGUAUGUUUUCAAAGAGCCAGACUUUAUACUCUGAUAUAUCAUAUGUCAUAAGACUGACCGUUGACAGGUCAGGACAAUGGUCAUAUACUCUUUAAUUCAGUAGUCAAGUCCUAUUUCGAGAUUGAUACAGCAAAUUGAUUUGGUUUCUGAAAAGGUUUGAGAAAAGAAUGUCCUUUACUAAUUAUAAAUGACUUAUAUACAGUUCUGUUGCAUGUAAAAGACUCACUGUGUGGACAGAUAUGGUUGCCACCCUGCAAACCACCUGACACACAAAAUGAACAAACAUAUCUCCAGCAACAUCCUCUCAGAAUUACUCUACAUCUAAUAUAGUGUGGGCACUGGGCAGCCACCAUCAUAACAGAAGAAUGUACUAUUAUAGACUUCAAACUGAUUUGUUCCCCUCCAUUUCUUACAUAUUUGAUCCAAUCCCAGUUUACUAUAGAUGGACAUCAUCAGGUUGAAUCAUUUUUCAGAUUCUAGUCAGUUUGGAUCAAUUCAAAGAUUAAGAUUUACCUUUAAAUCACACCACAAAGAGAUUGCAUGAACAUUCAUUACAGCGCUGUCUCUGACACGUUUUUUUAUUCAGAUGCAAGUUAAGACUGUUGCUGGAUCCAACUGUUCCUUCACUUCAGCACAAAUCAAACCAACCAAAGUAACCACCUUUCUGUUCCAACUCUCAUGAUUGUUCCUGCGGCUAACUUUCAUUAAGCUAACCAGGAAGUAAGACUUAUGACAAAGCAGAGCGAACAAUGGCAUUUUCACUUGAUAGUGAUGGGAAAACAGCCUAUCUGUACAGUGAUACAAAUCUCAAGCACUCAAUCCAUAAGUUAUGAUUAAAUGAGCAGCACCAGCAGUUCUUAACAAGACGCUAAGAGUGUGUUUGUUAAUAGUCACAGUUCGUGAACAGGGAGCACCGUUCGAAUGUUCGGAUAUUCAGAAUGGCUCACCCCUCAAAGCUGCAGAGCGUACAGAAAAGUUACUUUUAAGCCCAACUAAUCAAUAAAACAUUUUGAUAGCUAACAUUUUGUUAGCUGUAGCCUACACUUUCUUAUUUAUUUCAUAGGCACAUGUUUCAUCAUCCUCACUGAUACAUAAAGAGGCAACACAUUUUUUAAAUAUACAUGUCAAAAGGAAAAUGUAUUUGUGUAGAAAUAGAAUGCUUGGUUUCUUUGAACAGUAACAUUAUCAUUUUAGCGUAGAGCUUCAGAUCGGAUAAACAAACAGAACCUAAGAGCAAGUCUCCCUGACGGUCAUCUCUACAUGCUCUGGGACAAACAGUAAGGAAGGUUUGUUCAGGGGGAAAGUGAGGUAAUGUCAGCUACUGCAGGCCAUACAAUAAUAACCCAAAGCAUCAUCAUUAUUUUCUCUGCAGCUCAGUACAGAAAGUAUAAGAGUUUUUGCAAAGUAAAAGAUUUCGUAAGCUGACAGUGUUUUAUGGAAUACGCAAGGUUGUCAGUAUUUAAAAUUGUUGCCAUUAUUGGAGAAUAUAUACCAUAACAUACAUUUUAAAGUACAGCAUUACAUUUCAUGGAAAUGUAUAAAAGAUCCAGGUUCCAGCCCUAAAACAACUGUACUCUUUUUAGAUCUUCUGUAACUAUACUGUACAUCCAUACAUCCUAAUUCCUUUACACUCUGACCCAGGUGAGUAUUACUUCAGGUAUCUUUCUCAUGCUCUAAAAUGUAGGAAUGGAAAUGUGAGACAUGCAGAUACAGGGAGAGGAACAUGACACACCAACAUCAGCCCUUAACAAAACCACAGACAAGAGGUUUUUGAACUUUUUCACAAACACCAAAGAACUGUCGUAAACAGUGGCAUGUCCUGCCCAGUUCUAAUUGCUGCACAUAUGUAAAACAUCAAGUAGUCUUUUCACAUAAAACAGCAUUUCUGCAUUGUUGAGAUUCCAUAUAUGUUUAUAAAAUGUUCAAGGUGACACUAUAGUUAUUAAUGAACUGACAUUUCAGUAAAAAGUCAUGUCUGAGGUGUAUUCAACCAUGCAAAACUAACAAGGAAUGUACUGAUAGCUACAUUCAUCUAUGCAAACAUGAACUGUGUUGCAGUUGUUUUCUUACGGUGUGGUAACUCCUUAUUGAGUAUUCAUAGGAUAAUUAAUAAGAACACCUGAUUCAUGUAUUAGAAACAUUUGACACAAAAAAUAUCUGUAUUUUGUUUUUCUACUCAGCUCAAGUACUACAGUAACUCCACUUCCAAAACACCUAACCCAGUUUUAAUACACGGCAUACCAAACCAAUUUGUGUUCUUCAGAUGUCCCUCCUCAAUAUUGGUACACCUUGCAACCAGGGUGCAACUAAAUUAGUAGAAAUUCCAGAACACAAAUGCAAAAAGAUUUGGUUAUAAUAGAGAUAAACAUGUUGUCCUUACUGUUGGUGCGUUCACACCGGACGAAAAGCCAAUGUUUUGCGCGUCAAUGCAAAGAAACAGAUGUUGCUGUCUGCACUGGCGUACUGACGUUGUUGAAUUAGAAAACAAAACAUCAGCCUUUGGCUUUGCGCGUCCUGUUUGAAUGACUCGAGUAAACACAACUGAGUGCCAUGGUGAAACUCGUGCGAGCAGGUGAUAACCACCUUUAGGGUUAGGGUUAUGUGCAUAAAGCAUUUCCACAGCACAAUACUUCCAGCAUUUAUCAAUCUGCUGUUCUCAGUUUCUUCUUUUAACAAAUACUGCCCUCAUUAACUAAUUCAAUGCAGGUAGUUGUACUUUGCAAUUCCUGCAAGUUUUUUCAAAUCAAAGCCUUCCAGUAGCUUAAAGGGUAUACUGCAUACCCCUUUAAAUAGCCGUUUGGUGUGAAGCACUCAAAGUAAGUGUUUGGUUUCGAUAUUAGUUUAACAAUGAAACAAAUAAAAUAGCAAUCGGAAUUUGUUAGAAAAAUCUCACUCGUCACCGGCUUGGUCUUACAUACCAGGAUACAUGUAUUUAUUAUCCUUUCAAGAAUGGAAGUAGUCAUCACACACAGAGGCUGCAUGGGACAGAGAGUGUUACACAGUCACAAGUUGCAGAAUACAGGUUCAAAGCAGUAUUCUGGCCUUAGUUCAGAUUAGCUAAGGCCCACGUAAACAAUAAACAUGACAGCCAUAUGUCUAUCUCCAUAGAGGCUGAAUCAUCAUGUUAAUCACAUAGCUAUCAUAUGCCUCAAACAGUCCUGAUGCUCUUCUAGGUAAUCAGACAUCCGGUUAUGUACACAGCUACGUAGGGCCUUUGCUAUCAUGUGCUACUCUGAUAUUAGAAGAGCACAUUCAGUAUCUUCCCAACAGAAUUGGAAGGGAGUUGACACAGCAUUUAUUUUUCAUUGGAUUUUAUUAUGCAUAUCGUCCUGACCCAAUCAGAAUAAUAAAAGAAUGUGUCCCACAAUAUUCACGAAACUAAAAAGAAGAGACAUUUCACAAAUGUAAUCCAACAUUUUAUAAACACUGACCAAAACAUUAGUUAAUGCAACUCACACCCAUUGUAUCUAAAGAGAAACUGGAAGCAGCAGUGUGACAACUUUAAAAUGAACUGUCGAAAUGAGUGCUGUUGAAAUGCUUCGUACAUAACGAAUGGAUUACUGAAUUUAUGUGACCCAAUAUAGUGUUUUUAUUCAGAUGCCUUUCAGUGUUUCUUUGUUAAACACAGCUUCAAUUUAGGAUACUUUGUAUUGGUUUGUACUAGCCAAACAUAGCAGAUGUUUUAAUUGAAGAAUGAUUAUAGGCUAGUUUAACUACCCACCAGUAAACUCUGUCCACACACACAUUCACCAGAGUCUGGUUCACUUUGAGUCUCUACAGCCAAAACACACACAGUUCCUCUUACCUCUGCUGCAGUCAAAUCUUUUAAGAAGUGUUGCUGCUUCCUUUCACAUUAUUCUUUUAACGUAGCAAAAAUAAAACAAGGAGCAUGUGCAAUUGGUACAUAUUCUUCUAAUGUAGCACAGCAGGCUGGCUAUUCCAGUUAUACUGUACCAAAAGGAAAUUCUAUAGAUACAUGGGUUUCAAAUUAUCAUAAUGACAGUGCUUUUAAAGAUAGCAUUUUAAUAAAGUGUUGGUCUUAUAUCUUUUUUCACUAAAUGCAUAUGUUCAUAUUUGGGGAUAUCAAUUAAAAUUAAAAAAUGUAAUGUGCUUAAAUAUUUAUACCACAGAUUACAUCAAGCAUUAGAAAAAAGCAAGCACCAUUUGCUUUUCAGCGCUUCUUUGCCCAAAUGUUGUAGCCGCGCUGCUGAUUAUAUUAAUUGCAGAGUAUAAUUUCAGGUAUUUUUGCACGUUUUGGCAAAGCUGUGUCUUAGGGUUAGCUCUGUGGGCUCAUGCCUACUUAUGGCAGGAGGGUCCAUUAGACUCUAUAGGGCCCUUUGUUCCCCCAGUGGCAAAACUCAUCUGUCUUGGCUUAAAAAAACGAUUGUUUUCAUAAUGUAUGUAUAAAAAACAAGUUUAUAUGGCUUUUAAUCUUUGUAAAGUGUAACUCAAAUGAUUCAUCUAAGUGCUUCACAGGUUGCUCUGUAACUCCUGUAAAUGUCUGACAUGUUGCAUAUCCAAUCCUGUAAUUAGCUGUAGACUUCAAAAAUCAAAUGCUGUAUUUGUUCAGCCCGACAACCUCAACAUAUUCAAUGAUCCUGUGAAAAGGAGAGCAGGGUUGUCUGUUAUACUAAUUGCUAAUAGGCAUACUGCUAUGUAUUGCAUUCAACUCAAGCAAUAUAAACACAUAUCAUCUGUGUACAAUGUCAUUCUCUGUAAAUGUUAUUCAUACUGUAUUGUGACUAACAAUUCAAAACACUGUGAAAAUAAAGCAGUGCCUGGAAAAAGUCAAA